Molecule: messenger RNA, 555 nt
Organism: Didymodactylos carnosus
Lineage: Eukaryota; Metazoa; Rotifera; Eurotatoria; Philodinida; Philodinidae
Source: the annotation of a GenBank genome assembly
AUGUCGCAAGAACGCAUUGUUGAACUUAGAUACAAUAUUCUUAGUCCAUAUACAGCUUUUGUUGGUAUUGAAAAACGUAUUAAUGCAAGCAAUGCUGAUAUGGUCUUGCGUGAAGUACCUAUUCAAAUAUCUGCUGACGACGAACACUUGCUAGAUCAACAAUUAUGUUACUCUAAAAUGAGUGAUGAUAAGGAGAAAUAUCAGAAAGUUCAAUGUCAGUAUCAAGAGACUCAAUGUCAUUAUGAAGAGGCUGAACAUCGUUAUAAAGUGACUCAAAAUCAUUCUGAAGAGGCUCAACGUCAUUAUAAAGGGGCUCGACAUCGUUCUGAAGACGCUGAACAUCGUUAUAAUGAGGCUCGAUAUCGUUAUAAAGAGGCUCGACAUCGUUGUGAAGAGACUCAACAUCGUUGUGAAGAGGCUCAACAUUGUCAUGAAGCGACUCGACAUCGUUGUGAAGAGGCUAGACAUCAUUAUGAAACUCACAGCAGCAGCGAUAAUGACAAUCAAAAUAUUGUUCGUCAAUUAAUCAAAAAACAAAAAUUCGACGGUUUAUGA